Messenger RNA from Somion occarium, 1840 nucleotides. The record is from the annotation of a GenBank genome assembly. NCBI's taxonomy places the organism in Eukaryota, Fungi, Basidiomycota, Agaricomycetes, Polyporales, Cerrenaceae.
GCCAUGACUCGCAAGCGUGUACACCCGAAGGCAGGAAUCCUUGCCUGACGGUACCCAACUUCCUCCUCCAUCUCACCUCGAGCUUGGGUAUUCUGAAAGGUGUCUUGGAUAUGCAUCGUAACCUGGGUCGCGUUCUCCUCCGCGGACGAGCAGGACGGUCCCUGAGGUAUUCGUCUACCGUUUCAGAGUCGACGUCUCGUCCAUCAGCUUCCCUUCGGACUGCCCCAUCCACACGCUACACGACUGUAAGCCACCCAGAGGACGCGUCCAGUGUUCCAGCAUCUGUCAAAGCAUUACUAGAUCGUGCAAAUGCAUAUGUGCUACCGGUGUAUGCUAGGCCUCCGUUCAUUUUGUCACAUGGUAAAGGGGCCUAUGUUUGGGAUACCCAGGGCCGAAAAUAUCUAGAUUUCAGUGCUGGUAUUGCUGUGAAUGCGUUUGGACAUGGGGAUGAGGGUCUUGCGGAGGACAUACGUGGAGCAACGAGAUGCUGAUGAAAUUCUUCCUUCACUAUUGGGUAUCCAUUUACUCGGUCGUGUGUGUUGCUUUUUUUAUUAUAGGUCAUGGCUACCGAAGCGAAGAAGCUGCUACACACAAGUAAUGCAUUCCACCACCAAUGGAGUCCUAAACUCGCCGAGCUUCUGGUAACAUUGACACAACAAGAGGGCGGCUUAGGUUGGGAGACUGGCACUCCUCUGAACCCUCCAAACGGUACAACAACAACACACGGUGCAAAAGUAUUCUUCUCCAACUCAGGAACAGAGGCCAACGAAGGCGCACUCAAGAUCGCACGGUUUGUGGGGAAAGAAAGGUGGGCCGCAAAGACGUCGGGCAAGACGUGGGAUGAUCCCUCGUGUGACAAAUACGAACUUGUCUGUUUUGAGCACGCCUUUCACGGUCGUUCUAUGGGUUCCUUGAGCGUGACCAUGAAUCCAAAGUAUCAGAAGCCAUUCGAGCCUUUGCUCCCCGGAGUGAAAGUCGGCAAACUGAAUGUAUCCGAGGAUCUGGACAAGCUGGUCACUGAGAAGACUGCAGCGGUUAUUUUGGAACCUAUACAAGGUGAAGGGGGCAUUAAUGUAGCGGAUAUCGAUUGGCUCCGAAAGCUGCGAAAGAGAUGCGACGAGACCGGAGCCGUUCUCAUCUUUGAUGAAAUUCAGUGUGGACUUUUCAGGACUGGCACCUUGUGGGCACAUUCUGCGUAUCCCGUGGAUUGUCAUCCCGACGUAAUCACGAUGGCAAAGCCUUUGGCGAACGGAUACCCUAUAGGCGCCGUGUUAUUGCGGGAUAGCAUUGCAGAGCCUAUGACAGCUGGUACUCAUGGGACCACGUUCGGCGGAUCGCCGUUAGCCUGUGCGCUGGGCCACUAUGUCCUGUCGCGCCUGUCUGAACGAGCGUUUGUGCGCCACAUCGAGGAGACGAGCGGGUACUUGGAAGAGCGACUAAGUUUGUUGCCCCAGUGGUUCCCCGAUGUGCUUCUUCCGAGCAUCCGAGGCCGGGGGUUCAUUCGCGGGCUUGGAUUCAAGAAUGUAGCGCACCCGGGACGAUUGGUGGAGAUGGCCAGGGAGCGAGGAGUGCUUAUACUGAGUGCGGGCAAGGACGCGGUGCGACUUGUUCCCAGCUUGAAUGUGGGACGGGAAGAGGUGGAUUUGGCAGUGGAUGUGCUUGAGAGCUGCCUGGCGAACAUUGCAAGCGAGUCGUGAGAAGAAGCGACGUGGUGAGAAGCCUUGUGCUACUGGGGAGGGUGGGGAAUGGAAAUAGCGUCGAAGCAGUGCCUGUGUAGUGUAUUGCAAGAGCUAUUGCAAGAUAGACUCUGCUUCGAAUCCAGGGCAUCUCCGCGCAGCCA